Molecule: messenger RNA, 718 nt
Organism: Vigna angularis (adzuki bean)
Lineage: Eukaryota; Viridiplantae; Streptophyta; Magnoliopsida; Fabales; Fabaceae
Product: prefoldin subunit 5
Exons: 3
Coding region: 107-559 (150 amino acids)
Biological process (GO): protein folding; regulation of DNA-templated transcription
Cellular component (GO): cytoplasm; prefoldin complex
Source: RefSeq, a predicted model, not a curated record
AUACCUUGAAGAGGUUUUGUAGGUGUGGGUUGAGUUGAGGUGUUGCGAAUUGCUAUCGAAAUCAAAUCGAAUCGAAUUGAAGGAGUUGCGUUCGAGAGAGAGUUGAAUGGGUUCUUGGAAGAGUGGUUCGAUGGGUUUGGAGAGGAUGAGCGUGGAGCAGUUAAAGGCGGUGAAAGAACAGAGCGAUCUGGAAGUGAAUCUUCUGCAAGACAGUCUCAACAACAUUCGCAGCGCCACCACUCGCCUCGAGAUCGCUUCCUCCGCCCUCAACGACCUUGCCGUCCGCCCUCCCGCCAGCCAAAUCCUCGUCCCCCUCACCGCCUCCCUCUACGUCCCAGCCACUCUCCACGACUCCACCCACGUUUUGAUCGACGUUGGCACCGGAUACUUCAUCGAGAAAACUAUGGAUGAAGGAAAAGAUUACUGCGAGCGGAAAAUCAACCUGCUCAAAUCAAACUUUGAACAACUUGUUGAGGUUGCAUCCAAAAAGAAAAACGUGGCAGAUGAAGCUGGAGUUAUUUUACAAGCUAAAAUGAAGCAAUUAGCGUCUUCAUCCUAAAAGUACUUGUAUAAUUCUCUUGCUUCUUCCAAUGCAGUGUACCAUAGAAAAUCAGCGGUGAUAUUAUAUGUUAUUUAAACCUUUUAUUUUGUUUGGAAGUGUUUAGAAAAUGGAGUCAAUCAAUGACAAUUGAAAUCUAAAGGGUGAUUAGGAAUUUAA